AUGAUCAAGAAAUACUUCCGCACACCUGAGCUCGAAGCGAAGACCGAUAGCGAGCUCAUCUCCUUCUACAGCAGCUCGCGCAUCGACAAGCUCGUCAACAUACUCAUCACCUUUGUCAUCUUCAUCCUGCUCGUCAUCCCGGUAGUGACCUUGUAUCAUCUAACCAACACAUCCGCGAUUUCGAACCUUGCGGACUUGAAGAGUGGCAAUGCGACGAUCCCGGCGUCGGCGGUCGAUGACUACAACCGCGAUACGUUCAAUGCUGUGGGUGUUUUGAUUUGCGGCGAUGAGCCUGCUGACGAAGGCGGCGAGGCAUGA
Parastagonospora nodorum SN15 is the source of this 318-nucleotide messenger RNA. RefSeq lists its product as hypothetical. The coding region runs from base 1 to 318 and encodes 105 amino acids. The transcript is spliced from 2 exons. NCBI's taxonomy places the organism in Eukaryota, Fungi, Ascomycota, Dothideomycetes, Pleosporales, Phaeosphaeriaceae. The record is from RefSeq and is a predicted model, not a curated record.